This is a messenger RNA of Magnusiomyces paraingens, 3459 nucleotides long. RefSeq lists its product as uncharacterized. Gene Ontology annotation, biological process: UTP biosynthetic process; L-citrulline biosynthetic process; 'de novo' pyrimidine nucleobase biosynthetic process. The record is from RefSeq and is a predicted model, not a curated record. Gene Ontology annotation, cellular component: cytosol; cytoplasm. Bases 1 to 3459 code for a protein of 1152 amino acids. Gene Ontology annotation, molecular function: aspartate carbamoyltransferase activity; ATP binding; dihydroorotase activity. The transcript has 2 exons. Lineage: Eukaryota; Fungi; Ascomycota; Dipodascomycetes; Dipodascales; Dipodascaceae.
AUGAUUGUUCGAUCAUCCAUCCCUGCGCCCAUCCGCGCAGCCUAUAAGGCCGUUGCCUCGUCAUCCUUCAAGCCUAACAGCUUCCAGCAGCACCUCUCUAAACCUGUCUUUGCUUCUCGUCGCUACAACAGCUCAAAGGCCUCCACAGAAAAAGCCUCCAAGUACGUUGGUGCAGGAAUCCUUACUCCAAACAGUUCCAAAGAAGGUCUUGUCGAUGUCACCAAUGUUCUUGUCAUUGGUUCCGGUGGUUUAAGCAUUGGCCAGGCAGGUGAAUUCGAUUACUCGGGUUCUCAGGCUAUCAAGGCUCUCAAAGAAGAAAACAAAAAGUCAAUUCUUAUCAACCCAAAUAUUGCCACUAUCCAAACUUCUCACGGCCUCGCCGAUGAAGUUUACUUCCUCCCCGUUACUCCUGAAUACAUUAUUGACAUUAUUGAGCGCGAAAAACCCGAUGGUAUUCUUUUGACUUUUGGUGGCCAAACUGGCCUCAACGUCGGUGUCCAGCUUGACAAGAUGGGUGUCUUUGAACGCUACGGUGUCAAGGUCCUUGGUACCCCCAUUAAGACCCUUGAAACCUCUGAAGAUCGUGAUUUGUUUGCCCAGGCUCUUAAGGAAAUUAACAUCCCUAUUGCCGAAUCUAUUGCCGUUGAUACUGUUGAUGAUGCUCUUUCUGCCGCUGAAAAGGUCGGCUACCCCAUCAUUGUUCGUUCUGCUUAUGCUCUUGGUGGUCUUGGUUCCGGUUUUGCUAACAACAAGGAAGAAUUGUACAACUUGGCCUCUCAGUCUCUCUCCCUCGCCCCUCAAAUUCUUGUCGAAAAGUCUUUGAAGGGCUGGAAGGAAGUCGAGUACGAGGUUGUCCGCGACCGCCUUGGUAACUGUAUCACUGUCUGCAACAUGGAAAACUUUGAUCCUCUCGGUAUCCACACUGGUGACUCCAUUGUCGUUGCUCCUUCUCAGACUCUUUCUGAUGAGGAGUACCACAUGCUUCGUUCUGCUGCUAUUAAGAUUAUCCGUCACCUCGGUGUCGUUGGUGAGUGCAACGUCCAGUACGCUCUCCAGCCUGAUGGUCUUGACUAUCGUGUCAUUGAGGUUAAUGCCCGUCUCUCCAGAUCUUCUGCUCUUGCUUCCAAGGCUACCGGCUAUCCUCUUGCUUACACUGCUGCUAAGAUUGGUCUUGGUCACACUCUUCCUGAACUCCCUAACGCUGUUACCAAGACUACCUCUGCUAACUUUGAACCUUCCCUUGAUUACAUGGUCACCAAGAUCCCCCGAUGGGAUUUGUCCAAGUUCCAGCACGUCAAGCGUGACAUUGGCUCUUCCAUGAAGUCUGUUGGUGAAGUUAUGGCCAUUGGCAGAACUUUUGAGGAAUCUUUCCAAAAGGCUAUCCGCCAGGUAGACCCCUCCUUUGUUGGAUUCCAGGGUGCUCAGUUUGAUGACCUUGAUUUUGCUCUUGCUAACCCUACCGACCGUAGAUGGCUUGCCGUUGGCCAGGCCCUCAUGCACGAAGGCUACACUGUUGACCGUGUUCACGAGCUUUCCAAGAUUGACAAGUGGUUCCUUUACAAGCUUAUGAACAUUGUUAACCACCAGAAGUCUCUUGAGGCUAUUGGCAGUCUCUUUGGCGUUACCCACGACGUUAUGCUCACCUCCAAGAAGCUUGGUUUCUCUGACAAGCAGAUUUCUAUUGCUGUUGGCUGCACCGAGGAUGAAGUCCGCUCUCGCAGAUUGUCCUUUGGUAUCCGACCCUUUGUUAAGAAGAUUGAUACUCUUGCUGCCGAAUUCCCUGCCGACACCAACUACCUCUACACCACUUACAAUGCCACUACCCACGACGUUGAGUUUGAUGAAUCUGGAACCAUGGUUCUUGGUUCCGGUGUUUACCGUAUUGGUUCUUCCGUCGAGUUUGAUUGGUGCGCUGUUAACACUGCUCGCUCUCUCCGUAGUGAGGGCAAGAAGACCAUCAUGGUUAACUACAAUCCUGAGACCGUUUCAACUGAUUUCGAUGAGGUCGACAGACUCUACUUUGAGGAGCUCUCUUACGAGCGUGUCAUGGAUAUUUACGAGCUCGAGAACUCCAAGGGUAUUGUGGUUUCUGUCGGUGGCCAGCUCCCCCAGAACAUUGCCCUUAAGCUUCAGGAGGGUGGUGCCAAUGUCCUUGGUACUGAUCCCCGUGACAUUGACAAGGCUGAGGACCGUCACAAAUUCUCUUCCAUUCUUGACUCCAUUGGUGUUGACCAACCUGCUUGGAAGGAGCUUUCCUCUGUUGCUGAUGCCAAGAAGUUUGCUGAUACUGUUGGUUUCCCCGUUCUUGUUCGUCCCUCUUAUGUCCUUUCUGGUGCUGCCAUGUCUGUCAUUCGUGAUGAGACUGAGCUCGAGGCUAAGCUUACCAAUGCUGCUUCUGUUUCCCCUGACCACCCUGUCGUUAUUACCAAGUUCAUUGAGGGUGCUGAGGAAAUUGAUGUCGAUGCUGUUGCCCACGAUGGUAAGCUUCUUGUCCACGCCAUUUCUGAGCACGUUGAGAAUGCCGGUGUCCACUCUGGUGAUGCUACCUUGAUCCUUCCCCCCGUUAACCUUACCGACUCUGACAAGUCUCGUCUUAAAGAGAUUGCUGUUAAGGUUGCUGCUGCUUGGAAGAUUACUGGUCCUUUCAACAUGCAAAUCAUCAAGGCUAAGAACCCUGACAAUGUCACUUUCCCUGAUCUCAAGGUCAUUGAGUGCAACAUUAGAGCUUCCAGAUCUUUCCCCUUCGUUUCCAAGGUUUUGGGCACUAACUUCAUUGAAGUUUCCACCAAGGCUCUUCUUAACAAGGAUGUUCCUGAGCCCGUUGAUCUCAUGGCCCAGCCCCGCAACUACGUUGCCACUAAGGUUCCUCAGUUUUCCUUCACUCGUCUUGCUGGUGCUGAUCCUUUCUUGGGUGUCGAGAUGGCUUCCACUGGUGAGGUUGCCUGCUUUGGUAAGGAUCUUAAGGAGGCCUACUGGACUUCUAUGCAAUCUACUAUGAACUUCAAGCUUGCUGUUCCUCCCUCUGGUCUCCUGUUUGGCGGUGACUUGACCAACGACAAUCUUGCUCAUGUUGCCAAGACCCUUGCUCCUUUGGGCUACAAGAUUUACACAGCUUCUCCUGCAGUCAAGGAGUACCUUGACAAGGCUCUUGAGGGAUCUAGUGAAGUUUCCGUCAUUGAGUUCCCCAAGGCUGACAAGCGCAAGUUGCGUGAGGUCUUUGAGAAGUACGACAUCAAGACUGUUUUCAACCUGGCUAAGAAGCGUGCUGAGGAUCUGUUGGAUGAGGACUACGUCAUGCGCCGCAAUGCCAUUGACUUUGCCAUUCCCUUGUUCAAUGAGCCCAACACUGCUAAGCUCUUUGCUGAGUCUGUUGCUGAGAAGCUUCCUCAGAAGAAGGAGGGUGUUAUUCCCAGUGAAGUCAAGAGAUGGAGUGAAUGGAUUGGCUCCAAGUCUGUUUAA